GUUAUAAACCUCUGGGACGGGGCUCACGGGCUGAUCGCAGGUGGCGGAGCAGGUCGCCCGAGGCAACGUGUACACGUACACGUACACCCCCGACCCGACCCGACCCGACCCGACGCUAUGGCCACGCGGCGGAGCAGGUGGGCAGCGCCGGUGCUCGCACUCGGACUGUUCCAGCUGUGUCUUGGGUCGCAGAACAGCCAGGUGUGCGACCCCAAAGUGACGGGCACCAUCUACGACUACGGUGCGGUGACCCUGAACGGCAGCCGUUACAUGCCCUUCAACGAAUACAGGGGCAAGACGGUGCUCUUCGUCAACGUGGCCACCUACUGAGGACUGACCCUCCAGUACCUCGAGCUGAAUGCACUACACGAGGAGCUCAAGGACAAUGGGUUCACCAUCCUCGGCUUUCCAUGCAACCAAUUUGGAAAACAGGAACCUGGGAGUGACCAGGAGAUCUUGUCGGGCCUCAUGCACGUCCGCCCGGGAAAUGGGUUUCUUCCUAACUUCGUGUUGUUCCAGAAGGGAGAUGUGAACGGACUUAAUGAACAAAAGGUCUACACUUUCCUGAAGAAUUCGUGCCCUCCUGUUGGAGAGAGCUUUGGUAACCCCACCGGCCGGCUCUUCUGGGAGCCCCUCAAGGUCAACGACAUCAAGUGGAACUUUGAGAAGUUCCUCGUGGGGCCCGAUGGAAAGCCCGUCAUGCGCUGGUUCCCAAGGGUCAGCGUCUCCGACGUCAGAGCCGACAUCCUGCGCUACUUCAGCCUUGUCCACCAGCAGCAGCAGCAGCCAUACUACAUCCCCUUCCGGCCUUAGGCUGGAAGCUUCAGCUUUACUCGUUCUCGACUCUGCUACGUGCUCUCGUGUGCUGCCGCCGCCACUGUAUUGUCUUUCCUCCUCUCUCUCUCUCUCUGACAGAUGCACACCUGUGCGCAAAGCUGGUGUCGUUUAUGACGGGGAGGCUCGAAAGCAGCAAUCCUGCUGAGCCUGACCUGAAAGUGCGGCUCCCCAACAGCUCUUUGGUGCAUUCAAGCUGGCUGGGAGCUCCCGCAGAGCAACACCGACUUUGCAAGCACGUGGCCCGUCACUGUGAGCCGCUGCCCUAUCGCUCUUCAAUAAAACACACAAUACAACAGUCCUGGGCUCUGUGGCACUUUGUGUCCUCACGUCCUGUCCAAUCUCCUUCCCCACCUUGAACAGGUAACGUGUUCCUGGGAAAGGAUGGUCAUAAGAUCAACCCCCAUAAGUGGAGGGCAUAAUUACCAUUGGUUUCAGUGGUAACACUUGUGUUCCUUAGGCCAAAACCAAGACCAGUUUAUUCUAGAACAUGUCCAAAUCAUAUUAAAAUUGACAUAGUAA
This is a messenger RNA of Scleropages formosus (Asian bonytongue), 1356 nucleotides long. RefSeq names its product glutathione peroxidase 3 (gene gpx3). The record is from RefSeq and is a predicted model, not a curated record. NCBI's taxonomy places the organism in Eukaryota, Metazoa, Chordata, Actinopteri, Osteoglossiformes, Osteoglossidae. Gene Ontology annotation, biological process: response to oxidative stress. The transcript has 5 exons. Gene Ontology annotation, molecular function: glutathione peroxidase activity.